AUGGACUACCUAUGGUCGCAAUUGAGUGUUGAGGCUGCUGAGAGACGUCUGGAAUUUUCAAAGCAGCAACUUGAGUUCAAACAUCGCGAACUCUCCAAGACUGCCACCGGUAAUGACUUGCGGGAGUCCUUGAUACGAUACGCAAGAGCAGAUUGCCUCCAAUUGGCCACGAUGAUGCUGGAAAAGUUGCCAACCGAGGUGCGAGGUCUUGUGUAUCAACAUCUUUGCAUCGAAGAUCGACCAAUACCUGUGGGACCUCAUUAUCAUUCCCGCAAGUAUGAUAGAGAAGAGUUCCAGGACUCUGCUUUAGUCGUACUUUCUGAGCAGCAUUCUGGUGCAGAUGUUGAUGAUGACGACGAAGAUAUCGAGUACGAGGAUCAGGUUAUCGAAACGCCAGAUGGUCGCCUGAAACGUGACCACACCUAUAAGCCCCCUUCCGAUAUGGUGCUUCCCAGCAGUCACAUCUUCAACCCCAGAUACGUGGGUGUCAAGAUCUCUUUCGAGCUGCAAAAAGUGUAUUACACAAGGAACACCUUCUCGAUCUGUACGGUCGAACAGGGUAUACGUAACUUUCUACAGUUGCAUACCGGAUAUGCCAUGAGGAAAUGGAAGAAUGGCACACCACCUUCUAUGCCUAAAGACCUGAUUCUCCAGCCGCCCUUCCUUCCAGGCGACUAUGUUUGUAACCUACAGAUCCGUAUAAAAGCCGAACAGCUAAACGGGAUAGCUCUUCCCGACAUUAGCAGCGAGGAGGAGUGCCCGGAGAAGGAGAAGCAACUGCUGGAGUCCAUAAGGGACAAUCUUCUCGGUCUCGACGUGCAGAGUUUGCUUGGCGCUAGCCGCAAACUGAAUAUCGAGUUCAUCAUCAUGAGCGCGUUGAAUGAGGAAGGAAACGAGAACGGACAUAGAGAUGACUGCUGCGGUGCUAUGAAUCUCACGGACACAUAUAGAGCUUGUGAUGGAAGCGGUCAAGAAACACGAGCUCAUUGGAACAUGGUUCUGCCAUGGGACGAAUGGUCGUGUCUUGUCACCAUCGAGAUCUACGGCAUCAUUACACCGUGGACCGUGGCCCUUCCCAUAGCCUCUGUACACGGGACCUACACGGUACCUACUACUGUGCACCUCUGUUGUGUGCCUGAAGAUCAGGUACGGCGGUUGAGAGUGAGUGAGGGUGAAACAACAGCCCUCGUACCGUACCACGACGGCUUGACAGCUGAUGAUUCGUUUACCAACAAAAAGAACGGCCCCUUUUUCAACAUGCAGGCAGAAGUCAGUAAGCGACGUCUUGUCGUAUAA
Molecule: messenger RNA, 1296 nt
Organism: Plenodomus lingam JN3
Lineage: Eukaryota; Fungi; Ascomycota; Dothideomycetes; Pleosporales; Leptosphaeriaceae
Source: RefSeq, a predicted model, not a curated record